AUGCGGCUUCACGUACUGUUUACUCUCUCUUCAGAGUACUUUUCAACUUUCCCUCAUGGUACUUGUUCGCUAUCGGACUCGUGGCAGUAUUUAGCCUUGGAUGGAGUUUACCACCCUCUUUGGGCUGCAAUCUCAAACAACCCGACUCUGAGGCCGGCCUGGUGA
This is a messenger RNA of Rodentolepis nana, 165 nucleotides long. Lineage: Eukaryota; Metazoa; Platyhelminthes; Cestoda; Cyclophyllidea; Hymenolepididae. The record is from the annotation of a GenBank genome assembly.